Molecule: messenger RNA, 3971 nt
Organism: Lytechinus pictus (painted urchin)
Lineage: Eukaryota; Metazoa; Echinodermata; Echinoidea; Temnopleuroida; Toxopneustidae
Product: cathepsin O-like
Exons: 8
Coding region: 93-1244 (383 amino acids)
Cellular component (GO): lysosome
Molecular function (GO): cysteine-type endopeptidase activity
Source: RefSeq, a predicted model, not a curated record
GUCAACAGUGACGCUGGAUUUAGAGAGAGAGAGAGCUGGCGACACUAAUUUCUUCUUGAAAAAAAAUUCCUACUGAGCGGUACAAAUCGAGUAUGGUAUCAAUCAUGCUGAACAGACUUUCUACUAAAUUGUUGCCCUUACUUACCAUUUUAUCUUGCCUUUCGAUCUUGAAUUCGAACACGUCAAGUUAUGGUCGCAAACUAAAUCCUGCGCCUGCGGCUAGCGUCACUGGCCAAGACCGCGGCCCCGGCACGCUCCCGGUCGGUGCUGACUCGGACACGGACCCGGCUUUUGGAAUGGGACUGGAUCAGGAGGAAACUCUCUUUCAGAACUUUAUUCAGAAAUUCAACAAGACCUACACAAGAGGCUCGAACGAAUACUCCAAGCGUCUACAAAUAUUCAAGGAAAGCUUACUAAAGCAUGAAAUGUUAAAUGCCUUUGCAACUCAUAGGGACCAUGCAACAUAUGGAAUCACCAAAUUUUCAGAUCUAACUGUUGAGGAGUUUAAAUCUGAGUACCUUGGAGCCAUUAGAACACCAGACCAAAAGCUAAGCAUUCCUGGGCCAUUCCAGAGACCUUUGAAGACUGUUCCAUCUGUUUAUGACCUAAGAUCCAUUAAGCCAUCAGUUGUCACGCCAGUGAGGAAUCAAAAGUCGUGUGGAGCAUGUUGGGCUUUCAGUGUUGUGGAGACCAUGGAAACUCAGAUUGCUUUGAAAUAUAAACAUCUAACUGAGCUCAGUGUUCAAGAGCUGGUGGAUUGUGGGACGGCUGCCGGAGACGGUGGUUGCCGUGGCGGCGUACCAUGCAAGACACUCCAUUGGCUGAAUCAAACCAAAACAUCACUUGUUCCUGAGUCUACUUAUCCAUAUAAAGCUAAGAAAGGAGACUGUAGGAUUAUCAAAAACUCAACCCUAAAUGCAGUGGUGUCAGACUUUUCUUGUGGAAAUUAUACAAUCAAUGAGGAGGUAAUGCCUGGUAUGGUGUACAACCAUGGUCCUCUAAGUAUCUCAGUGGAUGCUGAAGCUUGGCAGUACUACCUUGGUGGUAUCAUCCAGUAUCAUUGUACACCAUCAUACCUCAACCAUGCUGUUCAGAUUGUUGGCUAUGAUAUGUCAGGGGACAUACCAUUCUACAUCGUGCGUAAUUCAUGGGGAGCGGAUUGGGGUAUUGACGGUUAUCUAAAGAUCAAAAUAGGCAACAAUGUUUGUGGUGUCGCAAGUGCUGUUCAGACCGUUUCUGUGUAGAUUGGUAAACGAUUCACACGUGUUGUCUUUUUUCCCCAUUGUCACUUCGAGGAAUAUAUAUGAAUAAUUUAUAAAUCUUUAUAUACAUUGACUGGGACCGUUCACAGUUAGAAUGUAACAAUGUUCAGAUUCCUCAAAAACCGUACCACGAUUGAGAUGUAAUCCCAUGGCAAUUCCUUCAACAAUAUGGGAAACUUGUAUUCUAUAUCAUUUAUUCAUUUCUCGAUUCUUGUUUUAUUCUUUUAUUAUCAUUUUUAGGGGUACAAUUAAAGAAAAUUAGAUUCCUUGCUGUAUUCCCUUUCCCUCCCCAGAACUGGGUCUCAAAUGAGACAAAGAAAUAUCACUAAUGCAUUGCUUAAGAUAUGAAAUUAUUUUGUCUGAAAAUUGCAGCAGUAACUCAGAAUUUUCAAAACUAAGCUAUAAAACUCCUAAUUUCAAAUCUGCUUAUCAAUAAUCAUCUGUUUCUGGUUUUUGCAUGUAUGUGUCCCCUAAAAAGUGUGCCUUGAGUAUCUAAGGUCAGAUGCCUAUGACGUCUAACUAGUAUUUCUAUUAUCAUUAUUGUUAUUAAUUUUUUAAAUUGUUAUUAGUAUUACUUUUGUUAUAUUAUUAUUGUUCCUAUUACUGUUAUCAGCAGUGUUAUCGCUACAGUGGACAGCAGUGGUUGGGCCCAAUCGGCACAAAAGAUUUUUGACCACCACUCAUCAUGGAAAACGCUGUUCCUUCGUCCACCACUAAUUUCAAAUGAAAAGUGUUUCAAAUCUCUUAAACCCCUUGCAAAGAGGAAUUACCCUUGCGUUAUUUCCAUCUUGUAUCUUGUUGGGUGUUUUUUCUGCAUAAUUUACAAAAUAUUCUUAUAUUUGAUAAAUAUUGUUAUUACAUUUAUGUUCCUUCACUUUUUGCUUUAAGACCACUAUAAACUUACUCGGCCUGAAUUUUUUUGUAAUGCUGUGAAAUAGCGACCACCACUAAAAUGGGUCUAGCUAGUACACCGGUUAUCAGUAGUAUUAAUAAUAGUAUUAUCAUCAUAAAUAUUAUCAUCAUCUUCAUCACCAUUAUCAUCAUUUAUGCCUACAAGGUUAAACCCACUUAGGUCAAAUAUUAACAUGGACCAAUAGCAAGUCAAUUCCAUGUUGGUCUAGUAUUUUGUAAUUUUCUUUGAUCUACAAAUGCCCCCCCCCCCUCAUUUAAUCUUGACCAUUUUGUUGAUUUCAAGUUCAUGUAAUCAAGAAGACUUAUGAGGAUAACUAUUUAAACUUUAUUAAAGUCUUUUUUUAUAAAUCAUUGUAAAUGGUACUUGGUCUCAGUAGCAGCUAGAGCUAGAGUCACUGGUUGUAGAACAAGUGGGAUGAAAAUUGAAUGAAACUGAGACAAGUUCAAUUAGAAUCAUACUUGCAAUGUAAAUUUGUGAAAUCAGGAGAAAUACACAGUGAAAACUGUCGUCUGUCAGUUGUAAAUGUAAUGAGUUAAUCUACAGGCAACUCUGCCUAAGUUGAUCUUCUAGAAGUCGAAUAAUUGCUUAAGUCGUAAUCAUUUUUUGACCAGAUUAUUGAAAACAUGUCCAAUGUACCUAAGUUGAAUUUUGCCCAAGUACAUGUAGAACAUAUUUCUCUGGUCCUAAGAGAUUUGACUUGUCACUUAGGCAGAGUUACCUUUAUGAUCAAUCUUUUUUUUGGCACAUUAACUUUUUUUUUAAUGGAAAUUAUCAGUGAUACUUUUUUUAUCAUAAACAUGAAAUUAACUGAUUUUAAUCACUAAAGUAAACAUACUGAUUCAGAAAUGAAUUUUAGAUAGAAACAGAAUUUGCAUUGGAUUUGUACAUGAAAUCAUGUUUGUGAGCAAAUUGUGUACAAAUUGUAUAAAAUAAAUCAAUAAAAUCAAUGAAUAUUGUAAUAGAAAUAACUUAUUUUUGCUAAAUUAUUGUCAUAAUCAACGAGUAGGGGUGUCGAGUGUAUUGAAUGUAAUGUGCAUGUGAAAUAUUGUAAGUACAUGAAAUAAUGCAUAACAGAUUCAAAACUCUAAACUUGUUUUGUUUGAGAUAUUUUAUGAGAAUAUGACAUUCUCACUGUUUUGUUUAAUCAUUCAAUCAGUUCAACUCACAUUUGGUUGAAUUUGUCAUUUUAGCUAUCAAAUUGUGUUCAUGUAUAUAGAGAGCUUAGGAUGAAAGAAGAAAUAGCAAAUGAAGAUGUGGACAGGAAAAAUAAAAUCAGAAAAGGUUAGCAUUGAGCUCACUUUUGAAUUGAAGAAGGCAUUGUAUACUUUGUCUUGUAUCUUAAUAUAAUGUACUUUUCUGGUGAUAUAGAAUUGUUCAUUUAUAUAUAAACAAACAACUUGACAUUCCGAUGAUUUUUCAGUUGAGAUGGAAAUUAAUAUGCCUGCAUUUGUAAUACUUUCUCUCAUAUGUCAUUGUCAUACAUGUUCAUUCAUAAGUUGAUAUACUGUACUGUACAUUUAUUAGGCCUGUAUUCUUGAAUUGAUAGGAAUUAUGUCCAAUCUAUUAUCAAUUCUUUGAAAGAUAUAUUUUUCAUGUAUUUAACAAUUAAUAUUUUUGUAAUCUAGUACUUGCCAUUUUUUGUUUAAAGAACUCACAAGACAAAUUGAAUCAAGAUGUAUGUAUCAUGGUAUAUGUAUGUAAAUGAUUGUAUGAUUUGAGAAUAUAUUUUCAAUUAUAUAAUAUGCAACAAAUAAUUAUGCUAUUGUGCUUCCAUUAAAAUCUGGUGUAUUCACUGA